GUCAUCGGAGGAAUUAAGCCGCCUGUCUGGCUUUGACUUUCCCGUAUUUGGUUUUAGGGCUUUAGAGUAAAUCAAAGGCGAAGGUAAAUAGGAACUCCCGGCUGUAAUCCGCAACACUUUGCUGACCUGAGUCCAGGAGAACGCACAACCUGAUCACCUCGGAAAGGGAGAACACAGUGUGUGGGGAAUGGAGCACUGGAUACAGACGGCACUGAUCCUGGCGUUGUCCGCGGUGAUUACAGGCGCCUCCGAGGAUGUCGUUAUUGACAACGCCAUCAGGAAAUGUAAUCACAAGCUGGGGACUAACUUUGACUUCAAAUUGGCUGACGCUCCACCCAAACAAAUACAGAGCGGUGGUUUCUUCUUCAAUUAUGCGUCCUAUCAGCAUCCCCCCGACCCUCGCCUCGCCCGCCUCUUCCCGUGGCUCCGCCAGCCCUCCAGACAUCGGUUCAUACUGACGACCACCUGGAAGAAACCGCCGACAGAAACCACAACGGUGCGACCCGGAAGAGGAGACGCCAGGAACAUGAUAAUGAGGAGCUGCUCUGCAUAUCUGACCAAUCAGGAGCCUGCAAAAUACGUCCUCACUUGUAACAAUGUCCCCCAAGAGGGGAAGGUUGAGGAGAAGACAAUUGAGGUUCCUCUGAUAAGCAGCACUAUGAAGAGCAGCACUAUGAAGAGCAGCACGGUGGCGGUGGAAGAAUCGGAGAUGGAUGAGGACGAGGAGACAGACGACACCUGGGACCUCUCCCGAUGUUUGGGAUGUAUCUUUGAUUUAUUAAAUUCAAAAGGUUAAUGUCAAAUAAAAAGCUGCUAACAAUGA
Molecule: messenger RNA, 823 nt
Organism: Rana temporaria (common frog)
Lineage: Eukaryota; Metazoa; Chordata; Amphibia; Anura; Ranidae
Exons: 4
Coding region: 188-796 (202 amino acids)
Source: RefSeq, a predicted model, not a curated record